Salpingoeca rosetta is the source of this 219-nucleotide messenger RNA. RefSeq lists its product as uncharacterized. The record is from RefSeq and is a predicted model, not a curated record. NCBI's taxonomy places the organism in Eukaryota, Choanoflagellata, Craspedida, Salpingoecidae. The transcript is spliced from 4 exons. The coding region runs from base 1 to 219 and encodes 72 amino acids.
AUGCACGGCUUCCACGUGUUGAGGCUCAACGUGCCAGUGCCUGGCAGCAUUGUGCACAACGAUGAGACGAAGAAGUCUGCGAUCCAUUCGUUGUACAUCAAGGAACAUGUGCUGAAGAAGCCCGUGGCGGAGCUUCCUGCGAAGCGAACCCUCUUUGUGCUGAACCUCCCCGUCUCCGCAGAGGCGUGUGGCUCGCACACUCUGCACCGUCCGUUCUGA